AUGCAAAACACACGCCAAGUCAUGUCGCCAUGGGCCGCUCACCAUGGUGCUCAUGGCGCUCAGGCCUGGCAGAAAUGGUGGUGGCAGUGCGGCGCCUGCCAGGGCUGGAACCAGUGCGCCGUCAAGACGUGCCGGACGUGCGGGAUCAAGAAAUCCAGGGCCCAGAGCGUCUCACCGCAAGGAGCCCCGGCGCCGGCAGCAGCCGGGCAGCUCGUUGGCCAGGCCCCGGAGCCGUUCCACACGCAGUCGGUGGACAAGGACAGGGCCAUCGAGAGGGCGGCCCACAUCGGGAAGAUCAGGCAUCUGGAGUCCGCUCUUGCUGCUCUCCCCGAGGCAGAUGCCUCUCUGGCCCCAGCUCGCAGCGCCCUCGAAACCCAGCUGACGACGGAGAAGAAAGCAGUUACGGCCACGCGUUCGGUGGCAAGCCAGAUCGAAGGCUGCGAGCAAGCCGUCGAGAGAGCCCGUGGCCGGCUCUCGAGACACCGCCAGGCGCUUGCGGAUGCAAGCGCGGGCAUUGCGAAGGAGGAGGCCGCCAUGCGGGAAAUGGAAGGCGGGCUGGUGAAGCUGCGCUCCCAGAUGGCAGUGACGGUGUCGACGCCAGUGGACUCUAUCCAGGCGGCCUCGGCGGCCCUGAAUUCGCUGCUCGGCGACAUGCAGUCUUCGUCGGUGGUGCCGCCAGCGCACGUCCAGCAGGCCCAGCAGCAAGUCGCCCUCCUCCUCGAAGGCGUUCAGAAGAUUGCUGCAGCAGCCCAGGGUGCAUCGGCGGCCCAAGGCAAUGGUCCCAAGUGGGUCGGCGAUGGAAGCGUCCGCCUUCACAACCGCAGUGAGGCCGCUGGAGGAUGCAGCCCUUCAGGCGCCAGACCCAGCGGCGAGCCGUCGCCCUCUGCGCACAAAGACUGCUCCGGAGCACGCCCCGCAGUUCGCUGCCGCCAGCUUGCAGGCAGCCGCCCAGGUGGCAGUCCCUCCCGAGGCGGCGGCCCAUGGAGGGGGGCGACAGCAGCCCAGACCCUAACGUCCAUUGCACGAGAAGGUGGCGGCCGAGGAUAUGCCGACAAUGAGCCUCCUGCGGGGGAGGGUCGAAGGCCUCCCUGCUGCGGGAGGCCCGCGGCGGCGACGCUGGCGCUGGCCUUCAAGGGUCACAUAUUGAUCCUAUCAGGAGGAAGGCGAAGCCUUUCGGAUAGUGGACGAUUUAGAGACGCAGAUGCUUCACACAUCAAGGGCACAAACAACACUCCCAGUGCCUACUGUGCUGGCAUUGGUACGCAGGUGGCCUUGCCCGGUUUUGUCGGCGCCUAUUGUGCUUAG
Molecule: messenger RNA, 1305 nt
Organism: Prorocentrum cordatum
Lineage: Eukaryota; Dinophyceae; Prorocentrales; Prorocentraceae
Source: the annotation of a GenBank genome assembly